This is a messenger RNA of Dreissena polymorpha, 5171 nucleotides long. RefSeq names its product histone-lysine N-methyltransferase SETDB1-like. Gene Ontology annotation, cellular component: nucleus. Gene Ontology annotation, molecular function: zinc ion binding; DNA binding; histone H3K9 methyltransferase activity. The transcript has 30 exons. The record is from RefSeq and is a predicted model, not a curated record. Bases 176 to 3568 code for a protein of 1130 amino acids. NCBI's taxonomy places the organism in Eukaryota, Metazoa, Mollusca, Bivalvia, Myida, Dreissenidae. Gene Ontology annotation, biological process: heterochromatin organization; negative regulation of gene expression.
UAACCUAAGAUUAUAAUGUUUUAGAAAAAUAGUAAAGUGUUUCCGAACAAUGGAUCUAAAUAAUGUUUACUUAUAAUUUAUUAUUUGAAGGUUCUUUCUAUGUUUGGUCAUACGAGCGGGAUCAAAGUGAUUGAAAUAUUUUGACGAAUGCAAAGCAUCAAGAUUCAAAACAAUUAUGAAUAACAACAGAACUGGAAAUACCCGCGGGCGCGGGAGACCAAAGAAACGACAGUUUCAACAGAAAAAGAUGGAUGCAGAUACUUCUGCGAUGGAGGUGUCAGACAGGGUGUUCCAAUUCAGCAGUGACAUUGACCUUGGGGGCCUGGUGGACUCUGUCAUUGCUGACCUGUGUGGCAGUGAAACAGUUGAUGAUGAGGAGUUAAUUGGGGCCAAAAAACAUUUGAAGAAUCAGAUCAAGCUGGCUGAGAGGAAGCAGCGAGACAUUAAUCGUAUAUUUUCCGACUGUAUGGAACAACUGGUGCAGUUUAAGAACACACUUGAAGAUGAAGUCAGAAAAGAAGAAGACAAGGAGGUGGAGCUCAAAGCAGCAGUGGAGGCAGCUGCCAAUGGGCCUGCAGAGAUCACCAUUGUGGAUUCAGACGAAGAUGUUGUCACAGAUAAUUACAAGGUUGACGAUGAUGAUGAUGUACAGUUUAUUCAGAAGACAUUUGAUCCAACUGUUGCUCAGAAGAGGCAGGCAGCUGUCAUGGAUAGCAGCAACUCUGGUGUAUCCACAACGCAGUCACAAACUCGAGCUAAUCUGGCAGCUGCUCUCUCAAGUGCUUCUAAUUCAGUAAGGAUUCCAAGUCGUGGUUCUCAGCCUGCCACUCAGACGGCUCUGAAUGCUCUUCAGCAGAAGAAGCCAGCCAUGUCGUACAUGCAGAGCUCCCAGUCCAAUCAGGAGCACAUGGAAAAACUCUUCCUGUUCGAUGUCAAUGCAAUCAAAGUGGGAGACAUCAUUCUGGGUCGUCGCUAUGGUGAUGUCUGGCAGAAGGCUGAGCUGCUGGCAAUCAUCCAAGAUACAGUUAUGCUCAGCCAGCACAAGUACAAAGUAAGAUUCUUGAACAAGAAAAUGAUCAAAGUAUUGACAUCACGUCAAGUGGCAUUUAAAGACUUUAUCAACAAACCUGUUCUGGUUGGGACUAGAAUAACAGCUGUGUACAAAGAUGAGCAAUCAGAUGAUAUCUUCUAUGCUGGAAUCAUUGCUGAGGCCCCAAAUGGCAGAAACGAUCUCAGGUAUCUGGUGUUCUUUGAUGAUGGAUACGCCCAGUACUGCUCAGCGAAGGAUAUCCACAAAGUCUUUUAUCAAAGUCGGGAUGUUUGGGAAGACAUUCACCCAGACUCUCAAGACUUUGUGAAGGACUACCUUGCACAAUAUCCAGAGCGACCAAUGGUGCGUCUUCACAAGGGCCAGACAGUGAAGACAGAGUGGAAGGGCAAGUGGUGGGUGGCCAAGGUGGAGGAGGUGGAUGCGAGCCUUGUGCUCAUGUACUUCCCAGCUGACAAGCGGGGCGAGUGGAUCUACCGAGGAUCCACCAGGCUUGAACCUCUGUAUUCAGCACUGGCAAAUGCAGAGGCCAAUCGUAAUGCUGGCAAGAUGAAACGUCAUAACUUGAAUCUUGCGGGGGCAAAGAAGCCAGUCGUAGAGUAUACCAGGAACAACAGCACUGAAAAUUCCCCGGCAAAAAUAGAGAAGCGUAAGGCAGUUGCCAAGAAGAGCACAACACCACAGUCAUCUACUCACACUGGGCAGAUGUUGGAGCCUCCUUGGAUGAGGCAGAAACUUGAGGACAAGAAGCCAUCCUUGAAGAUACAGUCACCUGAUAAGUUUGCCACUUCAACAAUCAGUGGUUCUGCUGGAGGGAAGGGGAAGGACAUGGCUACUGUUCUACAGGACAGGUUGGGUUCAACAGAAGACUCAAGUGCUGUUGAUUUGGAGUCACUUGGGACCAGACUUGACCAUAUCAUUCCAUCAGCUGACAAAACAAGAAAGAAAAUGGUGAAACACCGCUGUGACAGGAAAUGUUUGGGGGACAUGGCUGACAUCCCAGAGAAGUUCAAGGGAAACAACCCACUUCUUAUACCACUCUUCUUUGGAUGGGAAAGGCAUGUGGCCAAAACUAAGCCGUACGGUAGACGUGUGGUGUUCUAUCGCGCCCCUUGCGGCCGACGCCUCCGUAACCUCUUGGAACUGGACGGCUACUUGGAAGCAACGGACAGCCAACUGGCCAUUGACCACUUCUGCUGUGACCCUGAGCUCCAUGUCCAUUAUGAAUUCAUCCCUGUUAAGACUUUCUGUGACAUCAAGGAUAUCUCCUACGGCAAGGAGAAUGUGGUGAUCUCAUGUGUGAACGGAGUUGACCGCCACUACCCUGACUACGUGGACUACUCCAACCAGAGGAUCCCUGCCACAGGGGUGAAGCUCAACCUGGACCCAAAUUUCCUCGUUUGCUGCAACUGUGAAGACAAUUGCAGGGAUCGUUCUAAGUGCGCCUGUCAGCAGCUGACUGUAGAAUCGUCUGCUGUGACAAAUGGUGGGAAACCAAUCCCAGAUUCAGGGUACCGGCACAGGCGGCUGGAGGAACCACUGUCAUCUGGGGUAUAUGAGUGCAAUUCACGAUGCAAGUGUGAUAAACGCUGUGGGAACAGAGUUGCACAGAAUGGGCUUCAAAACAGACUUCAAGUGUUCAAAACUGAGAAAAGAGGAUGGGGAUUACGUUGCCUGGAUGACAUUCCCCACGGAGGGUUCAUAUGCAUAUAUGCUGGGCAGUUGCUGACGGACCAGGGGGCAAAUGAAGACGGGCAGCAAUAUGGAGACGAAUACCUCGCAGAGUUAGACUACAUUGAGGUGGCUGAGCGACAGAAGGAGGGCUAUGAAAGCGACGUGGAGAACAUUGAAGAUAUUGCGGACCAUGAAGCAGACUUUGACUCGGAAGGCUCGGCCCAUAAGUCCGACUCAGACGAAUCAUUCAAAGCUGUGUCAUUUCAAAAUAAGAAAUCAAAUGAAGCACUUCCAGAAAAGCGUCACCUGACAAGGUUGGCAGAGAAGUCUGUUAAGAAGAAGCAGACAGCUCAGAAGAGUAGUUCCUCCUCUCCAGCCUCUGCAAUACGCUCCCCGGACCUUCCUGAUCUCCAUGACACAGGUCCCACUGACCUUGAGAAGAAAAAGCGUGUUGGUCGCUCAACAGCUGCACGUUAUGGGUCUCUGAAUCCUUCGAAAAAGGACCACAAGGAAGUUUCAGAUGAGAAGGAUGAGGAUGACAGCUUCCACGGCCCAUCUGUAAGAGACUUCUUCAAGGAUGGCCAGUCCUGUUAUAUCAUGGACGCCAAGUCCAUGGGCAACAUUGGCAGAUAUCUCAAUCAUAGUUGCUUGCCAAAUGCCUUUGUCCAGAAUGUGUUCGUAGAUACCCAUGACCUUCGAUUCCCUUGGAUCGCAUUCUUUGCCGGGCAAUACAUAAGUGCUGGCUCGGAACUAACGUGGGACUACAACUAUGAAGUGGGCAGCGUUCCUGGGAAAGUGCUCUACUGUUAUUGUGGCUCAGCAGACUGCAGGGGGCGAUUGCUCUAGAAGAGACAGCCUUGGGACAGCUCCAGUCGGAAUGUGGGAAAAGAGAAGUCCUAUGUCAAGCUCAGAUUUAUUUGUUUUACAAUAAAAGAUUUAGAGGCAGCUCUGACAUGAUUGUUGUAGAAGAAAAUGUUAGGAUCAGAUCUUGGUUGAUUUGGUUUGGGAAGGUACGCUCUUGCAAAAAUGUCUCAUUUGAUUGCACAAGAUAAUAUGUCAUGGGACAGAUGUGUUUAUUUGUCCUAGGAGAGAAAAUCUUUCUGAAAGCUUUUAUACCAAUGAUAGUCUUGGGACAAGCUCUGAUUGUAUUGUUGAGGAGAGGCAGUCUCAUAGUUAGCUCUAAUUUACAAUUACGAACCUGUGUUGUGGGGCUGAAAUAUGUCGAUGUAAAAUGCCUCCCUUUGAAGAAGUGGAUGUGUAUAAGUUUGGCUCGAUUGGUCAUUGUCGGCUCGGAUACUUCUAACAUGUACCCCGGGUACUCUUAAGUAUACUUACAUGUACCCCGGGUACGGUAAAUAUACUUAAUCGUACCCGGUCGAUAUUAGACUGUACCCGAGUUGUAUUCCCGCCUAAAAUCCGAUGUCGUAAAACGCGCUACCGAUUAUCUUAAACAAACUUCUGUUUAAAAAAAACUGCGUCAACAUGCUUUGUGAGUAUGAGUUUCGAUAAUAUAGAGGCCAUUUUACAGAAAAUUGACAUACAUGUGUAUAUAAUUAAUUAAAAAAAAUAGCCGACAACGACCGAUUUAGCGUUAAAUUUCCCGGGUACGUUUUAGUAUAUUUACCGUACCCGGGGUUCAUGUAAGUAUACUUAAGAGUACCCGGGGUACAUGUAAGUAGUACCCGAGCCGACAAUGACCAAUCGAGCAUAAGUUUGCACCUGUCUCAAAAAUGCAAAAGAAAAUAUGUAUAGGAAUGAUCUCCAGGUACUGAUUUUCUUAUCAUGGGAUCAUAAGUUGUUGAUGACUGUAAUGAAAAUAGGGGGGGGGAUGCAUGCUGUACAACGAGAUUGUUACUUUAAGAAAACCCAUUAAGUCAUUCAAUAAAUAUAAGUAAUGAUCCAUGUAUAUCGCUUUUGUUUCUUAUCAUUGAACUAAAACUGGUUGAUUUAAUUGUGUAAUCCUGUACACAUGUCCAUGAACCCAGUAAUAUAAUUGACUUAAGAAUAAAAAAUAAUCUUAAACUGCAAUAUUCUUUACAAUUUUGAACUCGUAAAAUAAAACUAUUGGUUUCGAUUGAACAAUAUGUUAAUGGCUAGAGAUUAAUUUGUUACCUGUAUAUCUACAUUAAUCGCUGUUUUCAUGAACAUAAGAACAUGAUUCAUUCUUCCGAGUAAGAUUGGUAGGUGACUACAGGCCCUGCUGAUCAUUUGGAACGUGAAAUAUUCCUUUGUGAUUGUUGGCAUUGGUAUCAUGGCAGAUAGUCAGUCAUGUGUUCAGAUUUGUAGAUUACAUAAAUUGUGUUUUUUUUAAAUAUCAGAACGUUGAAAAUAAUGUUCACUCGUUUUUAAUGUUGUUUACUUACGAAAUACAGCUCACGAUGCCACGUUUAAGAUUUGCUUUAUUUGUAACACACAUUUCUUGAAAUAUUGAAAUAUAAGAAACAAUUUA